Molecule: messenger RNA, 222 nt
Organism: Debaryomyces hansenii CBS767
Lineage: Eukaryota; Fungi; Ascomycota; Pichiomycetes; Serinales; Debaryomycetaceae
Product: DEHA2B00330p
Exons: 1
Coding region: 1-222 (73 amino acids)
Source: RefSeq, a predicted model, not a curated record
AUGAUAGAAAUUCUACAAGCUGAUAUUAUGGAAAGAAAGCAAUAUGCUAACAUAUUUGGAGAUAGUGAUACUUCCGCCCUUGUGUUCCAUUUCUUACCUUUCAAUGGGGGAGGAGGACGUAUUAUUGUAAAACUUAUCGCUAGAAAACCCACUCUUGGUUUCUCCACAUUUUCCUGUCCGUUAACUGUUGUCUUUUUCAUUUUUUCCCUUUUUCUAUUUUAA